Messenger RNA from Olea europaea var. sylvestris, 1285 nucleotides. Its product is annotated as vacuolar fusion protein CCZ1 homolog A-like. The transcript is spliced from 6 exons. Gene Ontology annotation, cellular component: intracellular membrane-bounded organelle; Mon1-Ccz1 complex. The record is from RefSeq and is a predicted model, not a curated record. Gene Ontology annotation, biological process: vesicle-mediated transport. Bases 107 to 1270 code for a protein of 387 amino acids. NCBI's taxonomy places the organism in Eukaryota, Viridiplantae, Streptophyta, Magnoliopsida, Lamiales, Oleaceae.
GGGAAAAAAAAAAAGGAAAAAGGAAAACUCUGUAGGAUCUCUCCGGGCAGUGGGUUGUAUAUUUUGUUGGAUUUCAAAUUAAGCUGCAGGAAAAGUAGGAUUAGAGAUGGUAUUAUCAUCUGGGAGCAAUGCUAGUGAAGCUGUAAAACUGUGUGUGUUUGAUUUGAGAAGGGGGCAAAAUGAAGGUGAGGAGCUGGACAAGAUUCUCUUCUUCCAUCCUGCUGAUUUGCCAUUUACCACUCAGCUCUCUGUCAUUGGCCUCAGCGAAGGACUCAUCACUUUCACUAGGUUAUUACUUGGACGCUCAUUUUUACAUGUAUACUUUCUGAAUUUACUUUCACAUAAUUAUGAUGCUAAGUUACAUGCUACCAAAGGGAGAAAAUUCUGGCCAUGGUGUUAUGAGUGUUUGAACUUAACUUGUUUUAACUCUUUACUAAGUUUGUUUUCUAUUGCCAUAAAGUUAGCAGUAAACCACAAUACUGUGGGACGGGAGGCUGCAAUUGAUGUUCAGUCACUUGUCAGAGUAUUAGAAUCCUGUGCUGGGAACUCAAAGUGCUACUCGCUUACAAUGUUCCAGGACCUGCUGGUGUCCACAACACUCUCUCCUGAUGACACCGUAAACCUUUUUACAUAUGCUGUCCUAAGGUUAACCCCUCAAGCUCUAUCCUCCAUGGCAAGUUCUUGGUCCUAUCUGCAUAAAGAAAGCACUGCGUGUAAUACUUCUGCGGGAGCUGUAAUGGCAAAUUCUAGUCCAAGUGUAGAUCAAUAUUAUAAUUCAGGUGAUACAUCCCCAAUCGGAAAUCGCAGUUAUCAUGUUGUGAGGCCCUUGCAGCAUGACAAAUGGUCUAAGGGGAAGGAUGGUUUUCUUGUUUCCAAUAUUUGGGGUGCAGAGUUUGGUUGUCCAAUUCCAACAAGCCCAACAAUUUGGCUUAAGCAAACAGAGGAGAGAAUGUAUUUAUGUGCUUAUCAGCUCCGAAGCCUUACUGUGAUACUCCUCAUUCCAGUCUCAUCUGUCCUCGAUGGGGAGCAAGGGAUUGCUAUGGUGAAGCGACAAAUCCUUGAAAAUGCAUCGCUAAAGAUGUUCUGGGUUGAGGAGAAACUAUCGAGAGGAUGGGGAGGUGAGAAUGCAUAUCAUGUUAGUGGGUGUCGUUAUUUACUGGUGGAUGGUGAUAGAAAUAUAUCUCGGGCUUCUCCUCCUGGAAAAGUAACAACUUUGACAAAGGUUAUUCCUGUUCCUUCACUAAGAGUGAUUUGCAUUAUUCUUGUCUAGUUUAGCCUGUAGCUA